AUAUUUGAUAUGUGUGAUAAGAUACUCAAGGACCCUAAGUAUGAUAACGAUAUAAUUUCUGAACCAUUAACAGUAAAUCAAAAGCAAUUUAUAGGACAACUUGAAUCUCAAUUAUCCAUGCACCUUGAAAAUGUCGGAGCAUACACGAUUAGUUUCGAAUCUUCUAAGAAACCUUUUUUGAAUAUGAAAAUAGAAGAAAUGAAAGGACUUGAAUAUCCGGUUGCUCUUAUUAUUGCAGCACAAGGGUAUCCAAAUAUCGAAAUGACUAUCGUUGAUAUAUGUAAUCAUACUUAUUUUAAGGAUUUUAUUAGGACAUAUUAUGAUUUAGAUUUUGAUAAUACAGGAGGCAUUUUAUAUAACCAAUUAAAAACUAUCAUUCUAGCAACCAAAAUCAAAUAA
Molecule: messenger RNA, 399 nt
Organism: Racocetra persica
Lineage: Eukaryota; Fungi; Glomeromycota; Glomeromycetes; Diversisporales; Gigasporaceae
Source: the annotation of a GenBank genome assembly